AUGGACAUGGAAAGGAGCAGUGGAGAAGCCGAAGAACAUGAUGAUUUGUCAUUGAUUCUUCUCGUCAGUGGAACACCCGAUCCGAGAGCCGCUCUCGCUUUUCUUCGUACCCUCCCUCCCCGCAUCCCAGGCUGUUCUCGCCAUCAGCUUUUCCAUCGAUUUUGGGGUUCCUCUUCUGCUUCGUAUCUGCGGCGUUCCUGGCCGAGAACUCAGGUGAUCGGGGAGGAUGUUGGACGUGUCUGGGGUUCAGAAGGAGUUGGCAGAGUGCAACCGGAACAAGGCCAUCUCCGGGAGGGGGGGAGCCACCUCUCCGGCCCCGUAUCCACCCCCUACAAGGGCGGCACCUUCCACAUUGACAUCCGUUUGCCGAUUGAUUAUUCCUUUGAGCCUCCUAAAAUGUGGUUCAGAACUAAAGUUUGGCACCCAAACAUUAGCAGUCAACAUGGAGCAAUCUGCUUGGACAUUCGGAAGGAUCAGUGGAGCCCUGCCUUCACGUCGAAGAUUGCGUUGCUUUCUCCGCAAGCUCUACUGUCAGCACCUGAGCCGGACGAUCCCAAAGAUGCAGUUGUCGCACAGCAGGUCAAAGAGCACACCUGUGUGUGUAUGAAGACUGUUGCGUUCUUUUAUGUUAUCACUUCUAUUGAUGUCAUUCUUCUGCAUCGAACAGUACCUGCGUGAACACCCAGCCAAUACGAUAGGAGAAUAACUGUUGGCAUCGAAGAAAAGGAUUUAGCGAGAAGCACGCUGGGGAGCAGCGUCAAAGGCGACGAGAAUCAGGCUCUCGAAAGGCUAUGCUCCUACUAAAACUCGCGUCUGUACGGUCAAUCAUUCUAAAUAAUUGUUUCAACACCUAAUGUGGUCAAAGUAGUUGAGAUUAUCCAAUAAUUGUUUGACCCACUACUACUGCUCGGAAGCUACGUCUGCACAUUUCACAUCUUUAGCAGCCUUAUCCAUCUAGAUAUAGUACACGAAGCAGGGCUUUCGAUAAUGAUGUUAUGGUUUAGGAAUCAAAAAUUAGAUCGGAGAGAGCAUGGUGGGCGCUGGCAUGCAGUGGUUGAUGGCUGUUGUGAUUGCCGUCCACCAUGGAUUUCUUGAUGAGCCAGCCUCGUGGAACAACGCAACAAGGACGCUCUUAUCUAUUUGGCGGGGAGUAGCAUCAAAAAGGUACCCACACGGUGCCUCGAGCUAAUCUUGUCUACUUCGUCAGCCAACUGCAAUAAUGUGAUCCUUAAUGUCUUAGAAAGUAGACGUCAGGUGGCCUGCAGCAGUACAACCCAUGAGGCAUGACGCUUGAUGUUGGGUGGUACGAAUGUCAACAAGUGUUUUCCAGUCUCUCGUAGCUCACUCUUACCUAUUAAUUGUCGAUUGACAGGUGCAAGAAAAAAUAAACUAUUUGUGAACAGAGACCAUAUCGAAGAGUGCCUCUCGGUUCACGAUUUCAACCUUGCUUUUGUUUCUCGUGUCAAAGAACAGUAAAGAGAGGCGUUUAUUUGAUGUACCGUUGUCAAAGGGAGCAUCAACACCGAUCACAGGACGAUAGCAACAUCCUUCAUUAGAUGGGACGUUUCCACUGACAAGUGAACUGCCUCGGGAAGAAGACAACAAGGAUGGAAUUGGGUUGGUUCUCCAGUCCUGCCUACCAAAC
Molecule: messenger RNA, 1645 nt
Organism: Musa acuminata AAA Group (dessert banana)
Lineage: Eukaryota; Viridiplantae; Streptophyta; Magnoliopsida; Zingiberales; Musaceae
Product: ubiquitin-conjugating enzyme E2 27-like
Exons: 6
Coding region: 1-678 (225 amino acids)
Biological process (GO): proteasome-mediated ubiquitin-dependent protein catabolic process; protein polyubiquitination
Cellular component (GO): nucleus
Molecular function (GO): ubiquitin conjugating enzyme activity
Source: RefSeq, a predicted model, not a curated record